CCUCCCUGCUUUUCUCCUCUGUAAGGUUGUUUUCUCCGUUACAGAAACAAAACUCAACUAACUUCAGUCAUGGAAGGAGCACCAAACCCCUCAAAGAAGCCUUCUGGAGAUAAGCAGAAUGUGACUUCAUGGAGCAGUGGAAGUCAAGGAAAAGAUUAUGGGCAAAAACAUGAGCAAGACCAUGGCAAGCAGCAAGGACACGGACAGCACCAGGGAAAAGAUCAGGGCAGUGUGCAACAGGGUAGUAAUCAGCAAAGCCAAGCUAGUGGUCAACAAGGUCAAUGCGGAGGUCAACAGAGCCAAGGAAGUGAGCAGCAAGGCCAGUGUGGUGGGCAGCAGAACCAAGGAAGUGGGCAGCAGAGCCAAGGAAGUGGGCAGCAGAGCCAAGGAAGUGGGCAGCAGAGCCAAGGAAGUAGACAGCAGAGCCAAGGAAGUGGGCAGCAGAGCCAAGUAAGUGGGCAACAGAGCCAAGGAAGUGUGCAGCAGAGCCAAGGAAGUGGGCAACAGAGCCAAGGAAGUGUGCAGCAAGGCAAAUAUCUUGGGCAUCAGAGCCAAGGAAGUGGGCAGCAGAGCCAAGUAAGUGGGCAGCAGAGCCAAGGAAGUGGGCAACAGAGCCAAGGAAGUGUGCAGCAAGGCCAACAAAGUGGAGAUCUGUGCCAUGGUAGUGGACAGCAGAGCAGUGGAUGUGGACAGAAGAGUGACAAGGAAUCACAAGGUUGUGGGCAACAAGGAGGAGAUCAAACCAGCGGGCAGCAAGGCGGUGAAUGUCAACAGGGAGGGCAAGAUAAAAAUAAGGCACGUGGUAGUGAUGCUUCUUAUAACUUCAGACAAGCAAAAGAAAAAUAA
Bombina bombina (fire-bellied toad) is the source of this 846-nucleotide messenger RNA. RefSeq lists its product as uncharacterized. The transcript has 5 exons. Bases 70 to 846 code for a protein of 258 amino acids. The record is from RefSeq and is a predicted model, not a curated record. NCBI's taxonomy places the organism in Eukaryota, Metazoa, Chordata, Amphibia, Anura, Bombinatoridae.